AUGUGUGCGCGUUUACUAAUUUGUACCAUUACAAUUAUGGUGAUCGCAGUGGAUCGAGCAAAUGCUGUAAUGACGAUGGAACAAAUUGAAAAAGCUGCUGCUACUAUGCGAAAUUCGUGUACAACAAAAUCUCACGCAGACGCCGGAGCUGUUGCAGCAAUACAAAAAGGCGAAUUUCCAGAUGAUAAUCAACCAUUAAAAUGCUAUACACUAUGUGUAAUGAAGACAAUGCGAACUUUUAAAAAUGGACGCGUAGAUGAUGUCAUGAUGAUUAAACAAAUGGAUCUAAUGAUGCCACCUGACAUGGCAGCUCCUUUAAAAGUAUCUUUGACUAAAUGUGCAGCAGAACCACCUGCUGGCGAUGAUUGCGAAACAACUUAUCAGUUUGUAAAAUGCAGCUAUCAAACGGAUCCGAAUCACUUUUUCUUUCCUUAAUUGAUGUCAAACGAA
Molecule: messenger RNA, 450 nt
Organism: Cyphomyrmex costatus
Lineage: Eukaryota; Metazoa; Arthropoda; Insecta; Hymenoptera; Formicidae
Gene: Obp5
Product: odorant binding protein 5
Exons: 5
Coding region: 1-435 (144 amino acids)
Biological process (GO): olfactory behavior; sensory perception of smell
Cellular component (GO): extracellular region
Molecular function (GO): dibutyl phthalate binding; odorant binding
Source: RefSeq, a predicted model, not a curated record